Messenger RNA from Dendrobium catenatum, 441 nucleotides. RefSeq lists its product as uncharacterized. Lineage: Eukaryota; Viridiplantae; Streptophyta; Magnoliopsida; Asparagales; Orchidaceae. The coding region runs from base 1 to 441 and encodes 146 amino acids. The record is from RefSeq and is a predicted model, not a curated record. The transcript has a single exon.
AUGGGUGCGACAUUUGUGGAUGAAACUGUUAUGAAAAUCAAUUUGAUUAAAGAAAGAUUGAAAGCUGCACAAGAUAGGAAACAGAAGUAUUACAAUCAGAAGCACAUGUUCGUUGAAUUUCAGAUUGGUGACUUUGUGUAUGUCAAAGUCAGUCCGAUGAAAAGUGUCAGCAGAUUUGAAAGAGUGAGCAAGCUCAGUCCAAGGUAUGUCGGACAUUUUGAGAUUAUUGAAAGAAUUGGAAAGUCUGUUUAUAGAUUGUCGUUAUCCGAUCAGCUGUCUGAUGUGCAUAAUGUUUUCCACGUAUCCUCUUUGAGAAAGUGGAUAUCUGAUUCUGACAAGAAAGUGUCUCCUGAUGAGGUUGAGAUUCAGGAGAAUCUGCAGUACAAAGAAGAACCUGAGAAAAUUUUGGCUUAUGAUGUGCGGAAACUGAGAAGUAAAUAG